AUUAUUUGUUGUUGGGUUUAGUGAAACUAUAGUUUAAAUGUUUGCUUUGCACUCUCGAAGAUUGCGUAGGAGGCUUAGUGCCCCGACGUCAGGGUCACUCCGGCGUCGAGCCCGUGAGCGACAACGUGCUGAGCAGACGAGAGCGGAAGGCGAGCGCAUCGCACGCGAGAAGCGGGAGCGAAGGGCACGGGAAAAGCUCGAACAACAGCGCAAGGCUCGUGAAGAACUGGCGACGUACCAGCCGUGGGGACGCGCGGGUGGUGGCGCUCCCAACCCUCGAGGUGUACGAUUUACUAAUCUUCGAGACAAAGGGAUCUUUCCUGAAGACGAAUUAAGGGGAGUAUCAUUACACGAAGCGUGUCGUAGGUGGGCGACGUCCCCACUCCGCCGACAGAGACAGACCCCGGUGAAGUUGAGAGAAGAUCCUCAACUGUGUUACGCCGACCCGCUGCGCAAGAGUGUCGACAACGAUAUUCGAUAUAAACAGUCGCCUAAUGAACAACAAAACUAUAAACAAAUAUUAGAUGAGAUGGUUACAAAAAAAAAGAAAGCCAUGAGAGAAGAAAGGAAACAGAAUCUGGAAUAUGAACGAAAAAUGCACGCCAUGGAAGGACCAUGGGGCAAACCAGGACCUGGUGGUACUAUAUGGAGGAACCCCCGAAACAUUGGACUAAAUUUCUCAAAGUCUAUGGGUUGGACAGAUAAUGAAAUUUUAACGAAAAUGAAUGGGGCUAAUGGGCACAAAUCUUCACUUACUUUACCUAAAGUAAAGGGAGACGAUGAUUUCAGAGAAGAUACGCCUAACAAAGAAAAUGUAAGACCACAUAACGUAGAAAAGUUACCAAAUAUCAAAUAUGGUACCAGUCCGCAAAGAAAAUCUCCAGACCAACGAAGAUUUAGUUUGGAUGUUAAGGUAAAGCACGAAAUUUCUUAUGGAGGUAAUCCAGAAGAUCGAAGAAGUCCAAAGAAAACUAGAUUUGUCAAAAGAUUAUCUAACGGGGAUAAAGUUACGAAACUAAUAAUUGAUGAUAGUUACGAUAGUGAAGAUGCUAUGGCUGUGGUUGAGAAAAAGCCAACACCUGAAGCAACUAUUUUGCGUGUAACCGGUGGAGUUGAACUUGUUCCACUUCUUGCUAGAAGACGUCGUGUUGGCGCACGCACUUUGCCAUCCAGUGAUGUCACAAGACCGGCGGAUCAGUCGUGUCAAUGGCGGGAAUCGCUCAACAUGGAUUAUUUGAGAGAACUAAAACAGCAAAUGAAAGUAAAGUGCAUACAAAAAGAGGAGCAUCGACGUGAUUCAGCAGAAAGUGUUCGUAAGCAUCAUGAGACGUGGGAAUCUCUUUGGGGCAGGCAAGGACACGGAGCCCCUCUACGCGGCAAAUAUGCGAGGAAUAACUUAGCACAACUACUCUAUGUAGCACCCCUGACCAAUGCUCAGUAGAAAACUUAAUCUAGUGACCACACCUUUAAUUAAAUACAAAAACAAAUGGCAGUACCUAUCAAAGAAGUCUUUUUGAUAAUGAUUCUUACUUACUUUACAAUACUGUUGGACAUUUGUAGCAAUUACAAAAUGUCGUACCUAGAAAUAUUUAUUAAAAAAAACUAUUUUUUUUAAUAUGUUUAUUUUUCAACUCUAGAGUGAAAAUGAUCAAGUAGUUAUACCAAUCCCCAAGAAGAGUAUUACGUUUAACUUUUACAUAAUACGUAGGUAGGUGUACUAAUCCAACACAAACAUUAAAAUAUUUUGUUUAUAAUCAACAUCUUUGAUGCAUUGAAUGCCAAUGUCAAUAAUGCAUACAAUGAUAUCGUGAUCA
Molecule: messenger RNA, 1814 nt
Organism: Spodoptera litura
Lineage: Eukaryota; Metazoa; Arthropoda; Insecta; Lepidoptera; Noctuidae
Source: RefSeq, a predicted model, not a curated record